GUUGGUAUUACAGGACUGCAUCCUACAGGGUUUAUUGUGUAAUUUAUAUUGGUUAAAAUACAGUGACUUUUUAGCAUAGAUUAAUAAGAUAUAAUUGAUAUAAUUGGCAUCUGCAUUGGCACUAGUUACUUCUUCUGUAUGUCUAAGUAACAAUAUUGAGGUGUGGUAUUGCUGCUGCUGCUGCAUAGAACAGCCUUGUCCUAGCUUGUUUUAGUUAGAUGUAAAUCCUCUUUUGAGUACAGUACUCCCAGCCCCCUCAAUGUAUCUCCAGCCAGACCCCGACCUGGCUUGGUUUCCUACCCAUGUCCAGAUUACUGUACUACAAGCCCAAGGCCUUAGGGCCAAGGGAAAACAUGGCACCAGUGAUGCCUACACCUUGAUCCAAAUGGGCAGAGAGAAGUACAGCACCUCAGUGGUAGAGAAGAGCCCAGGUUCCCCGGAGUGGAAGGAGGAAUGUUCCUUUGAAUUGGCCCCUGGGGCCCUUGAAAGAGGGGAGAGCUGCGACCUCCAGCUGAUAGUGAUGCACCGUGCUCUCAUUGGCAUGGACCAGUUCCUGGGUCAAGUCAGCGUUCCGCUACAUCAGGUGUACAGAGAGGGACGUUCCCAGAGGAACCAGUGGUAUAAACUUCACUCAAAAUCUGGCAAAAAGGAAAAGGAGAGAGGGGAGAUCCAAAUAUCUAUCCAGUUCACCCGUAACAAUCUGACUGCUAGCAUGUUUGACCUCUCCAUAAAGGACAAGCCAAAGACGCCCUUUGGGAAGCUAAAGGACAAGAUGAAAAUCAAGAAGCGUUAUGACAUGGAGUCAUCCUCUGCCAUAAUCCCCAGCAGUGUAGGCCGGCUGGAUAGCGACGACGAGACAAAACCAAAGUCCAAAGCAGCUUUAUUCUUUAAAGGGCAUCUACGCAAGAAUUCCCUCACCAAGUCCAACACCUCUCUAGGGUCAGAUAGUACCAUCUCGUCUGCUAGUGGCGUUGUGACCAGCACCUCUGGAAUCUCCAUUGUGUUGCCUGAUGUUGAGAAGAAACCUGCCGCCAGGAACAGCAGCCUCUCUACAGAACCAUCUGUUAAAGAUGAAGAAGCAUCCCCUCGGAUGACUCACAAGAGAGCCUUUAGUGAUGAGGUCAGCAAGCUUAAAAUGUUCCCUGAACCUAAGUUUGUGCAGAACUUGAAUCCAAAAAGCAGCCCCAUCUCAAAAUCCUCUGUUUGUAUCAACGGAAGCCACGUCUAUGCUGAAGUACCAAUGCCAAAGCCGACUGCUAGCUCACUUGAGAAAUCUUCCCUUGCAUCGAGAUCAUUUCAGAACAUAGCUAAGAAAACAGAGGAGGCUCCUCCAACUGAGGGAGCUGGAGGACAACUCCAUGACAAGCCAGAAAAGAAACAAGAGUGGAAGCCAUCUGUCCCUUCUACCCCACCCCACGAAGAGACAAGAAUCUCUGCCAGAAUCAGUGCUCAAAAACCAAAGAUUGAAGAAAUCAGUCAGGAGGGCAAGCCUGUGCAGAUCACCACACCCUUGGUGUUUAUAGAAGACGUGUCUAAGGAUGGGCGGCAAGACAGCAGUGGGAAAGAAGGGAAGAAACCAAAGGUCAAGACUAGCCCUGUGGAGCCGACUAAUGUCACAGCUCAUAUUCCGGCAAGUGCAGAGGAAAAGGGCAAGACAGACAGUUGGUUUAGUUCCAAAAACACCAAGGAAUCAUCACAGAAACCAAGUUUCCCAUCUGGGUCUAUUGAUGCUUCAGAAGCUGCUGAAUGGGGCUCUUCUCUUGUGGAGGAACACAGUCCAUUGGCCUUCUCUCCCCCAGCAAAGAACCAGGUGGAAUCUCCUUACCAGCUUGGCCAUGCUGCUCAGAAUAUGUAUGCUGAGAACCAUAAAUCCCAAUUUGCUGCAAUUUCAAGUCCUCCAGCUUCUCAAAUAACCUCUGAGUUGGAAUUACAGUUUGACGAAUUUGCAUCAAGUCGACUGCAGUCUUCCCCCAGUGCUCAAAGACCCUCAGAAACGGAAGAUCAAAGCUUUGUUUUUGCAACGGAAAAUUUUCUGUAUGAACAAUCUAUUCAAGUUCAGGGGUCAAAGAACAGUAUUGAACAUGAGCUGCAGACAAGUGACCUAAGCUUACCAGACACCAACAAUACUGAAAUUAACAGAAAAUAUAUCAUCCCUGUCUCUCCUGAUCAAUGUUCUCUUUCAUAUUAUGCAUCACACAGCCCUACUGGGGAGUCUGCAAGAAUCAAAACCUUGGCAAAAGAUUCACCGGGACAGAAAGACCUGGAUAGAGAUACCUUAGAAGAGCAGAUAGCAGGGUUUAAAGGUGAAGUGCUGUGGCAUACUGAUGAACAUUUUACUGCUAAAGAGAGAGGGAUACACACAACUGUAAGCAGUAUCCCAGACCAAAACACUUUUGAACAAAUGCCACAGAAUGUUUAUACUUCAAUUGAAAUCCAAUCUAAGGGAUCAGAAUCAAAUGACAAGGUUCUAUCGCACAUAAAUGGAGCAGCUAUUCUAUCUGAAAACAGGAUAGCUGCUGUCUCACCAUUAAUUGUGAAAGGCAUCUAUGAUGUUCCUAAUGGCCUAAUCCUUAGUCAGAAUGACCCAGACCAAAGUAGAGAGUCUAAAAACACAUUUCAUAUAGACAAAACUGCAGAGAAUAGCUGUGUGCACUUUGUAGAGGAUUCACAGUCCUCCAUGAACUCUGAAAAGGACGAAUGCAUGGAGGACAUGUCUAAGAAGUUAUUUUGCUCUGAGGUAGCGGCAGUGUCUCUUUCACAGACUUUGGAUACUGACAGUGUUAAACAGCCAGAUGGCAGCUUACAAAUUGCAAGUGAAUAUCUAAUGGUUCCACCUAAGCCUCCACGCCUGAUGCUUUCAUCUACAUUUGACGAGAAGGCUGUUGACGAUAAUUACAAACAAACAAGUAAUCAAGACCAUAGGAUUAGCAGGGUAUCUCUAGAGAGCCCAGAGGACAAAGUGUAUGCGCAAAACACAGAGGUUGAUAAACAGACUUUCUCUCCUGUGACCUGUUGUCCUGUAAUUGAAGGAAGUUCCAUCAGUGUGGACACCCAAUCCACCACAGAGGAUCUUUUUACUAAUUUAAGGGAAGAAAAUAAUGAUUUGACAAAGCUGGGUACCGCUAAUAGGGAACACCUGUUCAGCGCAAAUGAGACAACCAUGGCUGAGCAAUUCCUGACUUGCCCUUCAAAAGUCUCACUAGACGCAUUAGAUCUUUCAAGUGUUGUUGAAAACUCUAAUAAAUUGGAUGUUUUUAAACAUGGUCCACAAUUUGAGUUAAUGAAUGAUGCCCAGUCAAAACCCUUGAGUUUUCCAUGCUUCAAACAAGAGAUUAAUGAUCAUAAUAUUUUAAAAAACAAGUGUGAGAAAGAGAAUGAAAAUGAAACUCAAAAUUCCAAUUCUUCUAAACAAGUAGACUGUUCUAAUAUACCUUUUUGGUCUGCCCUUGAGGAACAUAUGUCAUACCACCCUAAAGGUAAAUCAGAAUUUUCCAUAGAACAGUUAGAAAUUAUUCAGCCAGAAAGUAAAGCAGUUUUAAAACCCAUCAUAAAUGAGGAAUGUAGAAUUGAAUUAAAACCAGGAAAAAUCUUAGACGUGAAAGCAAAUGUGAUAGAAUAUGGCGAGACACCACAAAAUAAACUGGUUGAAAAUAAUAAAUCUGCAUUAACUUUAAACAUUUUUAGAGAUGACAGCAGAUCCGGACAGUCAAUGAGCCAACAGUCUUCCUGGUCAGCUGAUAUAGUUAUGGACUUUAAAAAUGAAGACUUUUGGAAGUCUGAAUCUGAUCUCUUGAACCUUAGUGAUACAAAGACUGUGCCUUCACCAGGCAAUCCCUUUACACCUCCUGAAAAAUCUCCAUUUCAUAGUCACAAAAAUCCUUUUGUCAAAGACUCAAACGGGAGCCUUAAAAGUGUGAGUUUCAAAGACGUUCAAGCCCAGGCAGUACCCACAGACCCAACUUCCAUCCCCCCACCUGCCAUUAUGAAGUCCCCUUUCCUGCAUGGCAGCCAACCAUUGGCCGUCUCUACACCUUUCCUUGUAGCUGCACCAAACCCUAACUUAUCAAAUAUGCCCUCACCAGUCAUGUCAUCUACCACCUCAGAGGUUACCACCACAACAAAUGCCUAUACAGCAGCGCUCUCCUGCUACCAUUCUCCUACUACCAGUGGUAUGAAAGACUCUACUCUUCCAGUUUUACCCCAGGAGACACAGCCGGCUGAAAAUCCCUUUAUGCCACUUAAAACCAGCCCCCAUCCUGUGAAGCCUAUAACCACCAUUCAUGCUGAUGCAGGUGCUGAGAAGAAGCAGCACAAGCCGGCUUUGAGCACCGCACUCACCAGUGGCCUAGAGAUGCUGAAAUCUGUUACCGGGGGGCAGCUCUCAACUCCAAAAAAACACGAGCAAGACAGGGUCAAGGAUGUCAGUGUUACAGAUGUCGCAGCUAAGUAUUAUCACCUUACCCAUGAUGAGCUCAUCCAGAUGCUGUUGCAGCGUGAAGCGGAGCUUGACACAAAGUCGGAGCAUGUGCGGGAGUUGGAGGACUAUAUUGAUCAGCUGCUGGUGCGCAUCAUAGAUCAAGCACCAACCCUUCUUCAGGUCCCUAUUGAGACAAAGAAGGGCAAGAAUUAAACACUCACCGUAUGACUUGAAUUGAUAUGAUUUGCAGGCAACAGUAUUAUUCCCAGAUUUCCGGCUCUGGUUGGAGACUUGCGACAAAUUGAAUAUCUGUCAACCUUCUCCAAGUCUGCUUAAACAAAGAAAUGGAACCAAAUCAGACUGUGACCAGGCAGAUUGUACCUACUGUAGCUAUUUUACCCUGUUCUUAUGUUGUUGGUGUAUUCUGGCCAGAGUCGACAUCUCAUCUUACAAGUUGUGUUUUAAUUAGGUUUCAGCAAAUAGGUGGAUUUUCCCUUCAUGCAAUUUUUAGUUUUUUUCCAGUGUUGCUUGUAGAAGUGUUGAGAAGGUUAAUGAAAUUUAUUUUAUUUCUCAGGCUGCAUUUCCAUUCCUAAAAUUUCUAUAGUUUAUCAGUCAGGGUAGUAGACAUGAUUUGAGGAAACUUUGUUAUACACAACCACCCACAAUCCGAUUCAUAUGACCAUGAACAUUCAAAUAUUAUUGUGAUGUAAAAUGUCUUCAAUUUAGGGUGUUCCUAACAAAUUAAGCCUGUAUGGAUCAUUAGUGUAAUAUUCCUACAAUAACAAGCAAGUGACAAUUGUCUAGCGUAAUCUGAGUGUCCUCUUUCUAGUGCGAGUCUUCCAGUGUCAUUUUGUGGAGUUAAUGCUGUAAAGUGACGAUACGGGUCAUAACAUAACACUUAAAAAAGGGGGUGAUUGCUUGUGUUAGUGAACAUAGACCAUGUAGUCUCCAUAGGGUUUACAUAUUUUUUCCAUUCUUAUAUCUGCUUAAGCUAUUUUACAAUCUCCAAUUUAUAUCAAUAGCUUUUUUUCCACUAAAAGAUCUUCUUAUGUUGUAAACUUGAUAAGUGAUGGUAACACCAGAAAGCAUUAAAUAAUCUGGUCCUGCAUAUCUGUAGACCGUAUUCUCCUACACAGGACGUAGCAAGACUACUACUGCUUUGUUUAUUUGUAGUAACUGUAUCGUUAUAGGUUUAAUACUUUUGUCGUAUCACAAGACUGCAGACUCUGCAAUAUCUUCGGUCUGAGUUCCCAAAAAGCUGCUUUGACCAAACCAAAAAUAUUUUUAGUUGACUUUGAGAAAUGUAAUCUCUGCUAGAACUAAACCCAAAAGUAAUCUUUGUAAAGUGCCACUUCCAAUGACAAUGUAAUUAGACUGCAUUCACAAGAAAUUCAAUUUUUUUUUUGUGUCUUGCCGUUUUAUAGAAACACAUCAGUAUUGCAGUUAAUAGAGAAUUUAUGUGCCUUCUUUAGUUGGAAAAUGACUGUGCAGCAAUUGUGUAUAAACAAAUUAUACUGAUCAGGGAGCUGUUACACUUGAUCUACGGUAUCAGUAAAAUAACCGGGAAAAAAGGCUGGUACACACUGCCAAAGAAAAGAAAGCCCUGCAGUAUAAUAUUUCUUCGCUUCUGUUUAUUACUUUCUGCCAAACGGAGGUCUUUAUUAAUUGUACUUUGCUUGUGCGCACACUUGCAGGCAGUAUGGUCAUCACAAUAGCACUGUAGUCUGUGGGUUAUCAGUGGAGUAGAGCCUAGAUAUGCAAUAACUUUGCGAUACACAUCCCAACACAACCCCCACCAGUUAAGAAGUCUUCUAUAAGGGUAGACCUUUACUAUCCAAACCAGAUGUUCCUUGCAUAUAUGCUGUGCUGCUGUUUGGUAUCUCCGUUUUGCCAUUAUGCAAUAAAUACAAACAGAACAGUUUACACAUACCAGGAGGGUUUUGAACGAAGUGGUUCUUUUGUGUGAACUUUCGGGUAAUGGUGCUUAAGCGCUUCUUAGCUAAACUAAAAAGCAAAAAUAUAAGUUAAGGAACAGCUAAUAAUUGCAUUAAAUAAAAGGUUAAUAUAGUUGCAUUAAAGCCUCAUGUCCUUGUUUAGGACAUUGUACCAAAGGGAUUCAUUUUUAAAUCCUCACUAGUGUUUUUAUUACUUGCGUGACCAAUAAAGCGUCAUGUUGGUCUCUGAUAAAUGCAAUACAGGGCUUGGUACCUGCCUUGAUCAAGUAUGACAUGUUCUAUCAGACGUGUGCUAAACAAUAACAGAAACGCAACCCCCCUCAACUCAGGUGCGAUAGUCUUCCAGGAAUGGUUAGCAUUGAAACGGUUUAUUACAUUACUAAAACUAUUAAUAAUCCUCUCCCUUUGAGUGACACUAACAAUGUCAUAAUUUUAAGUUUUUGUAUCAAAAAUUUAAAUGUCCAUUACUUCUGGUUCUAAUGAUGCAUUUGACUUUCCUGCUGUUUGCACUUUCUGGGCACUAAACAGGCGAAAUCACGGCCUAGUUUGUAUUUAACACUCAGGAAAUCUUAAGAAACAGCCAUAAGUCAAGGCCUCUUGUUCUGCUUUUAUUUCCUGCUAAAAGCUGGUUACCAGAGACAUGAGGAGACCUUGCCAUUGUACGCUCUUUACCCUAGAACUUGUAUAGUGUCUACAGCAGACAUUCUCAAACUCGGCCCUCCAGAGGUUUUGAAACUACAUUUCCCAUGAUGCUCAGCCAGCAUAUCAGCUGAGCAUCAUGGGAAAUCUAGUUCCUAAACCUCUGGAGUGACAAUUUUUAGGAUGUCUGGUAUACAGUAUCUCUAUCAUCCAAGCCAAGUUAGUUUUCCUUUCCGCUGGCAAGGAAGCCAUUACAGUUCCAUUGCAAGAUCUAUAUGUGUAAAUGGUACUGAGUCACAUGCAGCCAUUUUAUCUCGGUUACCAGCUUGUCCAAAGCAUUUUCAUUUCUAAGCAGCCAUUUUUAACACUGAUAGAUGCAGUCAUCUGUCCACUAGAUAGAGUAUCCUGACCUAUCUCUGGGUUUUGCGCGUAGAAGGUCUCUUACAUAUCACUAGAUGCCCUUACAGGUCUGGGGGACACCGUUUCAGUGUAUAGCUAGAACAGCAAUUGUUUAAUAAGCUUAUUUACUGUUCUGUAUGAGAAUGAUGGACAUAUGUUUGCAAUAUAUUUGGCUUGUACAAUUUCAGUAAUUGCAUCUAACGGACAGUUUACUGAAUUGCAUAACUUUUGCCAACUUCACAAUUUUUGCAGAGCUUAUUGACACCAUAAUUUAGAGCUGUUGUAUACACUCCUAAUCUUACAUAAGUUACUUCAGCAAACCUGUUACACAAUAUGUUACUUAAUACCGUGUCUGCCUAAGGUACUAAACUGACCACAAACAAUGUUGUAUGCUGGAACAGGACAAACUCAAGUUUUUGUUUAAUCUUGUGUAUGUUUGCGUUUGUAUGGAACAAAUUAUUAAUGCAGUUCAGUUUUAUCUGUUAUUUCAAAGUAUGUAUGUAAGUGUGUCUGUGUGUGUGUAUAUAUGUGUAUGUAUAUAUAUGUGUGUGUAUAUAUAUAUAUAUAUAUAUAUAUAUAUAUAUAUAUAUAUAUAUAUAUAUAUAUAUACAUAUACAUAUAUACACACACACACACCAAAUACAAUGAUAUAUUUUAUAAUGUUGCUAUUGUUUAAGAAAGUUCUUGUAUCAUUUUUUGUUUUGUUUUAAAGCACUUUACAAAAUAAUAAAGAGCUAAAUAUU
This is a messenger RNA of Bombina bombina (fire-bellied toad), 8153 nucleotides long. It is a transcript of the gene RAB11FIP5, whose product is annotated as RAB11 family interacting protein 5. Lineage: Eukaryota; Metazoa; Chordata; Amphibia; Anura; Bombinatoridae. The coding region runs from base 260 to 4630 and encodes 1456 amino acids. Gene Ontology annotation, molecular function: small GTPase binding. The transcript is spliced from 6 exons. The record is from RefSeq and is a predicted model, not a curated record. Gene Ontology annotation, cellular component: recycling endosome; mitochondrion; secretory granule. Gene Ontology annotation, biological process: regulated exocytosis.